GACUGCGCCUCAGACACAGAUAGAAUCGGGUCCCAUCGAGUGCCAAAGACAAUGUCGGAAGGCGGCGUCCAGAAUCCGAGCAUGGAUGAUGCAGUGGCCUUUGGCCAGAAUCCAUGUGGAAGCGUUGGCUCGCCAGCUUCACCUGGCAUCGGUUUGUUCAGCGGAAUGGUGACGCUCCUCGUGCAGUCCCUUCUAUCAGCCCAGUGCCUGAUUUCGCCCGCCAGCCAGUGGCCAGCGGACUACAGGGGCGACCUGAGCACACCCUAUGACUUUGUGGUCGUCGGAGCAGGAUCCGCGGGCUCCGUGGUGGCCAGCCGGCUCAGCGAGAACCCCGACUGGAAAGUUCUCGUCCUGGAGGCGGGCGGAGAUCCACCCGUCGAAUCCGAGUUGCCGGCGCUUUUUUUCGGGCUGCAGCACACGGAGUUCACGUGGAACUACUUCACAGAGCCCAGCGACAAGGCCUGCCAGGGCAUGAAGGAUGGUCGCUGCUACUGGCCGCGGGGCAGGAUGCUGGGCGGAUCGGGAGCAGCCAAUGCCAUGCUGUAUGUGCGGGGAAAUCGCAAGGACUUCGAUGGCUGGUCGGCGUUGGGAAACCCGGGCUGGAGCUACGACGAGGUGCUGCCCUUCUUCGAGCGCUCCGUGACCCCGCAGGGAAAUGCCACCCACCCCAAGGGCUAUGUGACCCUGAGUCCCUUCGAGCGACAGGAUGACCCAAUCCAUCAGCUACUCAUCGACGGAGCUAAGGAGCUGGGAGUGCCGUAUGUGGAGCGAUUCGAGGAGGGCAGUGAAACGGGCUAUGCCCAUGUCCCAGGAACCGUGAGGCAGGGUCAGAGGAUGAGCACAGCCAAGGGCUACCUGGGUGCUGUGGCCAAGACCAGGCCCAAUCUGCAUGUGGUCAAGCGGGCCAGGGUCACCAAAUUGAACUUUGAUAGGGACACGGUAGUAUCAGUGGACUUCGAGAGGGCUGGUGUGAGCCACCAGGUGAAGGUGGCCAAGGAAGUGGUCCUCUCGGCUGGGGCCAUCGAUUCGCCAGCCCUUCUUCUGCGUUCCGGCCUGGGACCCACUGAGCAAUACCAUGAUUUGGAUAUACCCCUUCAUAUGGAGCUGCCAGGAGUGGGACGCAACCUGCAGGAUCAUGUGAUUGUCCCGCUCUUCCUGAGGCUGGACGAAGGCCAGGCCGAGGCAAUCACCGAGAAGGGGGUGCUCGAUGGCAUCUACGAGUACCUCAUCCAUCGCCGCGGACCCUUGGCCACCCACGGCACAGCCUCCCUGGUGUCGUUCAUCAACACGAAUAAGAGCAGUGGCAGUCCGUAUCCGGAUACGGAGAACCACCACCUCUUCUUCCAGAGGGGCAACCAUGCUUCGCUGGAGCUCUUCACCAAGGGUCUGUACUUCCAGGAGGCAUAUGUGGAGGCGCUGCAGGGAUACCUGAAGAGCUCCCAUCUGCUGUGUGUCUUCGUUCUACUCUCCCAUCCCGUGGCCAGGGGCGAACUGCGCCUGAGGAGCUCGGAUCCCAGGGAACCGCCCAUCCUGACGAGUAACUACCUGUCCGAACCGGAGGAUGUGGCCACCUUGAUGAGGGGUAUCCGGUACAUCGAGUCCCUGGAGCAGACCAAGUCUCUGAGGGAUCACCGCGCCGAGCUGGCCAGGAUUCCCAUCGAGGAGUGUGACCGCCUGGGCCACUACCGCAGCGAGGAGUACUGGCGCUGCUACGCCCGGUACUUCACCAUCACCUGCUACCACCAGUCGGGCACCGUGAAAAUGGGUCCCGACACCGAUCCCGAGGCCUGCGUGAGCCACCGCCUGCGGGUCCACGGCACGGACAACCUGCGGGUGGCGGAUGCCAGCAUCAUGCCGGCCAUCGUGAGUGCCAACACCAAUGCGGCCACCGUGAUGAUCGGCGAGCGGGCGGCGCACUUCAUCCGGGCGGAUAACCUGGGCUAUGUGACCGGCGGCGACGGGGGCAUCUGGGUGCCGCACAUGCAUGCAGAUGACUUCUAGCUUGAUGAUUCCGAGCACACAGUAGGUGGGCAGCACCUGGCGGCUUGUCAACAAGUUGUCGAUAUCAAACUGAAGUGCUGAACGUUGAGUGGAAAUCGAUUCACGGACAACACAAUUAGGUAAAUUAAACUAUGUGAACUGUGGCACCUUUCAGUGCGCUUCGUAGAGGUAUUUUCUUUUUACAGAACUGUUAAGCAGAUAUUGUCAUAGUACAAAGUUACGCAUUGCAUUUUUUUUGUUACUCAUAAGCCACAGUUGUUAAAUAUUAGUUACUAGGUAACACAACUUAAGCAAGAUUGUUGUUUGAUUAAAUAAAAUAUAGAAGAAAGAUGCUGAGAUUAUCAACGGCAUAUUCAGAAA
Molecule: messenger RNA, 2361 nt
Organism: Drosophila biarmipes
Lineage: Eukaryota; Metazoa; Arthropoda; Insecta; Diptera; Drosophilidae
Product: glucose dehydrogenase [FAD, quinone]
Exons: 2
Coding region: 52-2001 (649 amino acids)
Molecular function (GO): ecdysone oxidase activity; flavin adenine dinucleotide binding
Source: RefSeq, a predicted model, not a curated record